This is a messenger RNA of Tetrahymena thermophila SB210, 2391 nucleotides long. RefSeq lists its product as hypothetical. The transcript has 2 exons. NCBI's taxonomy places the organism in Eukaryota, Ciliophora, Oligohymenophorea, Hymenostomatida, Tetrahymenidae. The record is from RefSeq and is a predicted model, not a curated record.
AUGUAGAAAAGACUAAAGAAUAUAUCUAAAACAAAUAAAUUAGUUAGAGAAAUGUCUUCAAGAAGCAGUAAAAUGUGCUAUUUGAUUACUAAAGAUUUAGUGGGAUUAUACUUUUAAGUUGUUCUAAAUGAACAGAAAGAAAUAUAAAAAAGAAUGGAAAAUUUAAAUAUGUCUGAUGGAAAAUAAAACUGGAAGUAGUUGUAGAAAUUUUUUGGAAUUUCAAAAAUAAAGAUGGAGAACAUAAAAGUAAAAAAGUCUGUAAGAUCUCCUUCUAAAAAAGAUAGAAUAUUCUCGUCUAGCAGUACAUUAAAUAAGCUAUAAACCUAAAAUUCGAAUGAAUAAAAUUUAGAAGAUAAUUCGAUUGAAGAUAACUAAUAAGAAAAUGGGGCAAAUGAAGAUUUAGAAAAUAAAAUAAAAAACAAAUUUGUCCGAAACAACCUAAAGAAGCUUAAAACUUUAUUAGUUUCUAAUCCGAAUGUUGAGUUUUCUCAUAGGAAAAGUACGAGAAUUUUGUAACCAAAUGAGACUCAUAUUAAUUCUAAUUAUCAAACAUUUCAUCCUAAAGGAUUUUUAAAAACACUGAAAACGUAAAAAAGCGAAGAAAUAAAUGAUUUUAAUUUUUAAUAGAAAUAAUAACAAAUUGUGUAAAACAUUGAGGAACUAAAAUAAUAUCCUUCUAAAAUGUAAAAAAAUUAUGCUAUGAAUUUUUAGCACGAGAAUUCAGGUGCUCAACGAAAAGCUUCUUAUAAAAAUAAUUUAUAAAAUUUUAACUAAUUCAAUAAUAAAUAACAAUAACCAAAAGGUGAUGACAUUGAAAAUUUACCAGAUCUUUAAAAUUAGCUAGAGUUUUUAAAUGAAAUAUUAAUGGAUUUAGUUAGCGAAGAAUCUGUCAUAUUAGAUGAAAAAUAGCAUUAAAUUGAUGAGUAUAAUGAAACAUGUGCAGAAGCUGAAGUAGAUGAUGAUAAUGCAUAACUUUUUGAGAUUGAAAAAAUUGACAGAACAAAUAAGAGAUAACAAAAAAUUAUGUUUGAAAAUUUUUUAGAAAAAUAUGAUAAAAACAAGUUAGAUUUAAAUAGAAACAAUCCAAUACAAAGAGCAAAAUCUCAAGUUAGAUCUAAGACAGUUAUUUAAGAAGUUACAGAAUCUAAUAAUGAUUCAUCUGAGUUCAACAGGAGAGGAAAAGACAUUCUAAACAUUACUUUGAAUUCUAAAGGUGAUUCUUCAUAUAGGAUUGAUUUAGUUGAUGAAGAGCAAACUAAGUAAAAUAAAAUACCAUUAAGUGGAUCCAGACUGUUGAUUGGAGAGUAAAAAUCUAAUAGUCUGCAAAAUUCCAUUGAUUUAGACUAAAUCUAUAUGGAAAGUAGCUAAAGACUAAAAAAUGCUCAUAAUGAAAAUAAAAGCCAGCAAUCAGCAAAAUUUAGAUGCUAUAAAAACUAAAAUCAAAAUUCAAGAAACCAGAGCUUUGAAAAUUUAUCUGAUAGAAAAAAAACUUAAAUCAAACAUGAAAGUUAUUAAAAUUUAUUUGAAAAUAGAUAUUCUCCUGGCUAAAGAAUGACCAUAAUAAAUAAAAAGAAACCACAGGGAUUAACUCGUGCUAAAACUAUGUUUGUAAAAAAUGAUAAUAUAUCAAAAAAUUGUAUUUAAGAAUGUAGUAGUGAUGAAGAGGAUGAGUUAAAUAACUCUGAUAUGUAAAAUAAAGAUUAAAUUUAAGAUAAUUAAUAAUAGAUAUUCAGAAAUCAUUAUAAUAAAAGAUAUUUCAAAUCCAAUUCUUUCAAUAAUUUAGUAUAGAAUAGAAAUUACAAAAAACAUUAAAGUUUUAAUUAAAAUAAUUAUGGGGAGAUUGAAUCUGAGUAGAGAUCAAAUUAAUAACAAUAAUCAGGACGGAUUCCACAACAAAUAGAAGAUUCAUUAAAAUUAGAUGAUAUUUAAUGCUUAAAUGAAUAAAAUGAUGAAAAAAAGAGAGAAGAAAUUUAUACGACUAAUAAAAUAUGUAAGGAAUCAUAAAAAAGUUCUAUUUAAAAUAUAAAUCUUAACAAUAAAAAUUAAGAAAUUAAUAACAAAUAAUCUGAUUUCAAUGUAAAUUUUAAAUAUUUUGAAAAUAAAAACUUAAAAAAUGAAUAGGAUUUAAGUAUAGCAAAUAAAAGCUUCCCAUAAGAUAAUCAUAAUCAAAAUAAUUAAAAAUAAAAUAUUGCAUCAGAUUAAUUUUUAACAUCUGGUGAUGAAUACUCCACAAAUAAAAACUCUAUAUUUGCAGAGAGUGAUGAAUUGGAUAACAACCAUUUAAAGCUUUAGAAACUUAAAUAUGAUUUCGAAAAUAAUAUUUUAGUGAGGCAAUUAAGUAAAUAACAAAGCAAUAAAUAAAUUGUAAAUAAGUAAAUAAGCUAAAAAUGA